This is a messenger RNA of Meloidogyne enterolobii, 626 nucleotides long. The record is from the annotation of a GenBank genome assembly. NCBI's taxonomy places the organism in Eukaryota, Metazoa, Nematoda, Chromadorea, Rhabditida, Meloidogynidae.
GGAAAAAGGUUUUUAAUUUUUUAGAGGAUUUUCAAGUGUCUUUAAAAAGAAUGCAGACAAUUAAAUGUGUUGUAGUUGGGGAUGGAGCUGUUGGAAAAACCUGUUUGUUAAUUUCUUACACAACAAAUAAAUUUCCUUCUGAAUAUGUGCCGACUGUCUUUGAUAAUUAUGCGGUGACUGUAAUGAUUGGAGGAGAACCUUACACUUUGGGCCUUUUUGACACUGCUGGGCAAGAAGAUUAUGACAGACUCAGACCUCUUUCAUAUCCACAGACUGACGUUUUUCUUGUUUGUUUUUCUGUUGUUGCGCCUGCUUCGUAUGAAAAUGUUAGGGAGAAGUGGGUCCCAGAAAUUGCUCAUCACAGUCCAAAGACGCCUUUUUUACUCGUUGGAACACAAGUUGAUUUGCGUGAAGAUGGGACGACAAUUGAAAGGCUGGCUAAAAAUAAGCAGAGACCGAUUCAGCCAGAACUUGGAGAGAAAUUGGCAAAAGAGCUUAAAGCUAUUAAAUAUGUGGAAUGUUCGGCGUUGACACAGAAGGGCCUGAAGAAUGUUUUUGACGAAGCAAUCAUGGCCGCUUUAGCUCCAGCUCCGCCUGAAAAGAGGAAAAGGUGUGCUGUUCUUUGA